Messenger RNA from Penicillium expansum, 1986 nucleotides. Its product is annotated as ATP-binding protein. Bases 1 to 1986 code for a protein of 661 amino acids. The transcript has 4 exons. The record is from RefSeq and is a predicted model, not a curated record. Lineage: Eukaryota; Fungi; Ascomycota; Eurotiomycetes; Eurotiales; Aspergillaceae. Gene Ontology annotation, molecular function: ATP hydrolysis activity; ATP binding.
AUGCUAGCUAAGAGAAGAGCCCCCGUGCGCCCGUCACCCCCAUUUGAAUCGUGCACGAUUCAUCGUAUACACUGUACCAAAGUCAAUGACCAUCAGAGCCACCCCAGUGUCACUUACUUCGAAGACGCACCCCAGUUGUUCGCUGGCGACUGUAAAGCAAGCGCCCUCCGUGGCAAGCGUCACAUAGCCGACAUUUCGGAUUUCGUCGAAUCCAAUUCCCACAUUGGGCUCAUACUUUAUCGGGAUUAUGAUUGCGAAGCUUAUCACAAGAUAAUAGAGCCCCGGUUCCGACCACUUGAAAAGCCAGAUGACCCUGUGAUCAAGUGGAUGCUUCGAUACUUUUAUCGACUAGAUGAUGAUGGGAUGCCAGCAAGAUCGCACGGAGAAGCAAUGCUCAUUCCGUCGGAGGAGCUCCGAGGUACAUUUCACCGGUUGACCAACAUGAGCCCUGACAUUAUUUCGGAACUUGAGGAUCCUGUGUACAUGCGGGAGCUAAUAACGCAAAUGUAUCAUCAUCGUGGGAUUCGCGAAGAUCCAGUCUUGGCAGAGAAGUUGGGCGAAGAAUCAUUUGAAACUGCCGUUUUUCUGGUCGAAUUCAUGGAAAAAAUGUUCGGUCAAGAAUAUAAUGAAGCCGAUGCUCUUUUUUCAAAAGGAUUGGUGACAAAAUUUCAUCUGCCCAAGUUGUUUGCUGCUCAAGAUGUACUUGUUACCAGGGAACAGGGUCAACCUUGUGCCUAUGUUCUGGAGGCGUUCCCGGAAAGGCCUACAGAAUUAUCUUGUUGGACAUGGAGAUUUGACGGUCGGUUCUGGAAGUAUCGUACAGCCUUGGGCGUCGAAUGGCCCGACCUACUAGAUAUGAUUGCUAUCACCGAUCUAUCUGUUUAUCCGCUCAAGUACGCCACGAUCGAUGUGCAGAGACUCCUCGCAAGCCGUGGGCGUCAAUUCAAGAUGGGCGGAAUGCAAAUUCAACCUCGAUACAUGGUCGACAUGGCGACGUAUCGAGAACUGCAUCCAGAAGAACACGCACCCGAAGAACCCGAGUAUCUGAACAACGAGACCAUGAGGGCCGAAGAGCCACCUGAUGACCAAUUUCUACUCCUAUUGCCCAUUACUGUUCAUGGCUUUGGGUUUCAAGAUAAAAAAUGGCGUCUACUAUUUGUCUCGCACAUCAGCAUAAUCAAGUGGAAUGAGCAAUCAUUCGAUCAUCUCGUGCUGCACUCGACGAAGAAAGAACUUAUUCAAGCCCUUGUCAAGAAACAUGAUUCCACGAACGAGUCAACGGACGUCAUUGAGGGCAAGGGAAAUGGGCUCAUUCUUCUACUGCAUGGUGGCCCCGGGACAGGAAAAACGCUUACAGCAGAGUCAGUUGCAGAGCUAACACACCGACCUCUAUACCGGGUGACUUGUGGAGAUGUGGGGACAAAUGCAGACGAGGUCGAGGAGUAUUUGGAAUCUGUGCUGCAUCUAGGGAAGGUGUGGCGAUGCGUGGUACUUUUGGAUGAAGCCGAUGUAUUUUUGGAAGAACGAACAUCUCAGGAUCUACAGCGCAACGCGCUUGUUUCGGUCUUCCUGCGGGUGAUUGAGUACUACGAGGGGGUCUUGGUGCUAACGUCGAACCGAAUUGGAACAUUUGACGAGGCCUUUAAGUCGCGUGUACAGCUCAUUGUCCAUUACCCAAAGCUUCAGAAAGAAGAGCGACGACGCAUAUGGUUCAAGUUCAUCAAGAAUCUGCGCAUCACAAACGUGGGCGCGCACAUUGAAGAGCUAGAAGAGCGUAUCGAGGAUCUGAGUGACAACGAGCUGAACGGGCGAGAGAUCAGAAAUACAAUCCAAACAGCGACGCUUCUGGCCCAGUUCAAAGAUGAGCACCUACGAUAUGAGCAUUUGAUGAAAGUUAUGGCUGUCUCGAAGGAGUUCAAACAGUAUUUGCAUGACAGGUUUGGCCAUGAGGAUGAAGAUCUUGUCCAACAACGGCAGAUUCGGUAG